Messenger RNA from Bombus pascuorum, 845 nucleotides. It is a transcript of the gene mRpL17, whose product is annotated as large ribosomal subunit protein bL17m. Gene Ontology annotation, cellular component: mitochondrial large ribosomal subunit; ribosome. Gene Ontology annotation, molecular function: structural constituent of ribosome. Gene Ontology annotation, biological process: translation. The transcript has 3 exons. The record is from RefSeq and is a predicted model, not a curated record. Bases 213 to 755 code for a protein of 180 amino acids. Lineage: Eukaryota; Metazoa; Arthropoda; Insecta; Hymenoptera; Apidae.
AAUAUAAUUAAAAUCUGUAUAGUAUGAUAGAUUAAAACAAAAACACGACGUGAUGUAAAGAUCACAAAGAGUAUUCCUUGAUAUUAAAAUAAGAAAUUUCAUAAGAUUAACUGCAAAAAAAGUGUAUAAUAGCCUUUAUAGCAACAAACAAUACAUUAAUUUAAAAACAUUACGGAUAAAUAGUAGACUACCAUCCAAUAUAAAUAAUAAAAAUGAAUCAGGCGAAGAUUGAUAAGUUAGUUUCUAGGUUAAGGUACAAUGUUGGACCAAAACCACGCAAAUUAAAGAAUGUAGAUGGUCCAGAAGGAAGAAUCCGAAAAAUUAAAAAGACAUUAACUGCUGUAAUUAAAUAUGAAAGGAUUGAGUUAAAUUAUGCAAGGGCAGAUGAGACAAGAGGUUAUGUUGAACGAUUAAUAUCAGAAGCCUUACGUCAUGGUCCUCAACAUACAGAAACAAUGGAAUUAGCAAAUUUCUGGAUAACAGAAAAACAACUUAUCCAUAAACUUUUUAAGGUUCUUGUACCAAGAUAUCAAAACUAUACAACUUCAUUUACAAAACUUCAUAAUGCACCAUAUAUAUAUCCGGGCUAUGCAUAUAAAAGGGCUGUUUUAGAAUUGAAAGGGAAUGUAUAUCCCGCUAUAGAACAAUCCAACCCAUAUCAAUAUAAUUUACUUCACAAUAUAUUACUGGACGCAGCUAGAAAAGAGUACAGAAUGGAAAAGUAUAAAGAAAUAGCUGCUAACUUGAAUGUUUAGAGUGUAUGUAAAUGUUUUAUUACUAAACGAUAUAAAAAAUAUCCAAUAUCAAUAUAAAUUAGUAAAUAACAUUGAUUUAGCCUACUAUUA